Molecule: messenger RNA, 3273 nt
Organism: Melanotaenia boesemani (Boeseman's rainbowfish)
Lineage: Eukaryota; Metazoa; Chordata; Actinopteri; Atheriniformes; Melanotaeniidae
Gene: tmem168b
Product: transmembrane protein 168b
Exons: 5
Coding region: 731-2833 (700 amino acids)
Source: RefSeq, a predicted model, not a curated record
AUUAUGCAUUUUACAUACAGGUUUUUUGUAAAGUAAAUCUGGUAUUUUACUUAAACAUGACUAAACCCGUUUUUUAAAGUAAACUACACACAGUUUUAAAGUAAAAAAAAAAAAAAAAACACCCUAAAAAUGUACUCUCAGAUAAAGAAAUCUUAUAUCUGAGAUACCAUUUUAACUAUUAAGGAUUGCGGCAUGUUAGCUAUGUUAUAUUUCCCUUAAACAUCUAGAGUAAAUUCCAAUUAAACAGGUCCUGUUAAAUAUUUUAGAGAAUUUAAUUUGAUUAUUUUUCACCCAAACGACGAAUUCUGUGAGUUUCGACUAGGCUUUCAAACGCGUAAGAUAUUUUGACCCCAGCACUUGCCGUAGCGAAAUCCAGUCAUGGCGACUGUCAUCUGACUAAAGUUUUGAUAGGACAAACUUUUUUGAACUGAUGUGUCUCGUACCUCCAACAUUUUUCCCGACGGUAUUGUGUCUGAAUUGAUUUUAAUCGUAUUCAGCAUUAAACGAGAAAGGCGGCCUUCAAGAUGUAAAGGUUUAUGACCGCUUCGUUGACCGGGGCGAAGAUGCAAAGCUGACAGCUUUACGACAGCUAAGCUAGCUACUUUUAACAAGUCUGCUAGCUAAAACUAAAGUUAGUGUCUCGUAGUAUUGUAAUUGUUGUAACGGACAAAAAAAGUGUAAAUAAGUAGACGGAGUGUCUUGUCUUUUUGUCUUAACAUUCCAAGUCACAAUGUGUCGUUUUCUACGGUAUUGUGUCAGCCACUGUCUCCAUGUAGCUAUAACCCGGCUUGGGGAAGUCAACGGAGAGGUGAGCAUGUGGUCGUCGGUCCGGUGGCUCGGCUACCUGUCCGGGCUGAACCUACUCAUGGCUCUGUGUUUGGGUCUAUAUGCGCGGUGGGAGAAAACCGCAGAGUCCACUCUUCUUGUUAUUUUUGUUUUGGCCUUGGUUGUACUAGCGAUAGCAAGUAUACUGUACUACUACUUCAACAUGGAGCGGUUCAGCCUCAGCCUUCUGCACCUGUGGUACGGUUUUUUGUUUGGUUUACUGUGUUUCCUUAACCCACCGGAUCUGGAAAGCGACAUCAAGGAACAGUCGGCCAACUAUCUGCUGCUGGCCAGUGUGAUUCUAAGGACUCUGUGCGCGCUGCUGGAGAGGCUGCUUGGAUGUACAAGGUACCAUCCUGCCUUCCUCACCUCAGCAGAGCGCGUGGAGCUAGUCGGCUUUGCCACAGCCAGCACGGCACUACUAAUACAAAAGUCUCUGAGCGUGAUGGUGCUCGUCGUGGCGCUGGGCACGGUCAUGGUUGCCCUUCGAAUUAAGGCUAUUCUUGCUAUUCCUAACUUGGUGGGCUUUGCGGCUAUCACUGGUGACAUAUUUUUCAAGUCUCUGAACAUUACCACCAACCCGUUCGCCAUCGCUUGUUUCUUCAGCCAGCUCAUUUGCAACCCUCUGCUGGAUUUCUACUUCAGUGGCCUCUCAGUGACCGAGUGCUGGAAGCCUUUUCUGGUGUGGAGAGGUCUGUGGCGCCGCCUGUCCCUCCUGCCUCUGUUGGGGGUGGAGGUGGCCUUCCUCAUUAUUGCUUCCCGGAAACUCACGGACUUGGACCAGUGGUACCUGAUGAUCCCAGGGUUUGUGGUGUGUGUGCUCUUCUGGGCCAUUUGUCACAUGGUGUUUGUCAUUACUGUGUGGGGCUUUCACACCAAGCUCAGCGACUGCCAGAGGUUAUGUUUAUCCCAAGGGCCAGAGGAAAGCAGUCUGGACAAGGUUAUGGCGUCAAAGGGCAUGAGACACUUCUGCCUCAUCUCUGAAAGGCUGGUACUCUUCACACUGGUGUCAACUGUUGCUGUUGCUGCUCUUUGUUGGCAGGCCUCCAGCAGCAUCUUUGUGAGCACAGUUCUGCUCAUUCUGCCCCUGGAGACCCUAUUCCAUGGACUUUUCUACGAGCUUGGGAACAGUCUGGGAGGAACCUGUGUGGGUUACGCAGUGGUCAUCCCCACCAACUACUGCAGCCCUGAUGGCCAGCCCAUGCUGCUGCCUCCAGGCCAGGUGCAGCAGCUGAACAGGCGCUCGACGGGCAUGCUGAACAAUGUCCAGCACUUCUUUGCCCACCACUUGAUUGAGAAUUUUGGCUGCGACUAUUCCACAAGCGGGGUGACCCUGGAGGCUCUGCAGGCCAAGAUCAAAUCCUUCUUGGAGCUCCGCACUGCUGAUGGGCCUCGCCACGACACAUACGUGAUCUUCUACAGCGGACACACACACCGCACCGGGGAAUGGGCACUAGCAGGAGGAGAUGUUCUUCGUCUGGAUCAGAUCUUGGAGUUUUGGAGGGAAAAGAACAGCGGCUUUUGUUCGCGCCUCAUCGUGGUACUCGACUGUGACAACUCGUUACCAUGGGUGAAGGAGGUUCGAAGAGUGGAGGGUCUGUAUGUUGCUGUGCAGGGAGCUACACUCGCUAGAGUGACGGACGUUGAACUGCAGGACCCCCCGCAGCUUGGAGACUUCACCUCUCAGUGGGUGGAGUAUAACUGUAACUCCAACAGUCACAUCCAGUGGUCCGAGAGAGACAGGGCUGUUUCUGCAGUCUACGGCAUCUCCAAACACUGGAGCGACUACACGCUGCAUCUGCCCACGGGAAACGACGUCACCGAUCACUGGAGGAUGUACUUCCCCCGGAUAACCUACCCGGUGGUGCAGAUGGCGCUGUGGUGCAGCAGCCUGAACUUGCUGUGGAUCUGCGGCUUCUGCCUGCGAUGUCUCAAAAGAAUCAAACUCAACUGGUUUCCACCUGCCAUACUGGACACUGGGCAAGGUUUCAAACUGGUCAGAUCAUAGAAAUAUAAGCAGAGCAGUUUUUAUUGUUGAAAGUACUUUAUGCAGAAUAUAUAUAUAUAUAUAUAUUUUAUACACUGAAGACGGGCAGCUUUUUGUCACCAACAAGAAUCCCUGUAAGUUACUCCGAAAUUAAUUAGUUACGCCUGAAUUUGUCUUUAAGUUCUAGUUUUUAUAUUCUGUAAAGAUACUUAAGUUAAUGUGUGUAAAAUUUGACUUGAAGGACUUACUUUCAGUCCCUGAAAAACAUAAAAGCAGAUUUUUUAUGCCUGAGCACAAUAUUUGCACAUUUCUACCUUUGUUGUAGUUCCACCUUGAAUCUAUGUGCACUCACACAAUGCCUUCGUUUGUUUUUACAUAUGUUUUUAUAUAUUAAUAUGUCCAAAACUCACUCAGCUGAUCUUUUUAAAUGUAAACCAAAGUGGCUGCAGCACAAUGUCAUC